AUGAAAGGAACAUCCUCCAUGGUGAGCUCUUGCAUCUUUUGGUGUCUUCUUCUGAAGAUCUUACUAAAGCAUGAUGGGAGCUAUGCAAAGAAAACAAUGUUAAUAAGUGGUGACAUGAACUUAUCACCAAAUGAACAUCACAAUGUAAGGACAAAGAACGACAGGAGCGCAUAUACCAGAGGUAGUUAUUUUAACAUAGGGAAACUAUGGAUGAAGGGUCAGAAAGAAAAGCGAAGGAAAUAUCGAGGAGGAUGGAUAUAUCCAUAUAAUUACCUGAACAGCAAUAAUUAUUUUGUCCCAGAUGUUAAAGGAUAUGUUAGAGAGACGUGUAAAAAAUGGAAAUCUGAGGGAGGAAAAAAAGAAAGAAGCAAUAUAUUAUAUGCUGAGAAUUACAAAAUAAAUCUUACAGACAAACCAAUCAUAGAAGAUGUGCCAAGAAAUGUGAAAGGGAGAAUAAACGAAUGGAUAACUGAAUUUGAUGAAAAUAAUAAAUUAGGAUUUUUUCCUAUUUUGCUGGAAGAGAUGUCCAAUGAGCCAUCUCCACUACAAGUAGGAUUUGAAGAUUAUAUGCAAUUUAAUGGAGAAAAUGUUGAAAAUAUUUUUAAAAGUAUGACAAGAGAAAUAAAUAUAAAUGGAGAAAAAAGAAAAAUUUUUGGAAUGUGUUUUUUUAAUCAUAAAACAGGUGUAUUGGCACCAUUAGCUGUUUAUGCAGAAAUAAAAGAUGUAACUAAGGUUGGAAAUAAUCUAGCUGUUAAGGGAAUAGUAAGAGGUCGAGUUAUAAUUGAUGAAAUUAUUAAUCAGGAACCAUGUAUUUUAGGGAAAAUAUCGCCAAUAGAAGAUAAAAAAGGAUUAUCAGAUGCUGAAGACAGUUUAAAAAUGGUGGAUGAAAUUAUUCGAAUUCAUUCGCAAUGUUCUACUAUGGAAUCACAAUUAAUGGAACAAUUGGACCAGUCAUUUGCUUCUAUGAAUAUCAAAUUAAGAAAUGAUUUAAAAGAAUCAAUAGAUGCAAAAUUAGAAAAGUUUCAAGUAGAUCCUUCAGAUCCUGAACAGAGACAAGCUUUUAUUCAAAUCGUAGCUUUUGCUGCAUUCGACUUUCAUCUUAUGAUUGUUGAUAGAUAUGAUGCAUUGAUGUUGCAAAACUCUGAAGAUAGAUUGAGAUUUGUUAGAGAUAAAAUUAGACAAAAACAAAAACAACUAUCCAUUAUUAAAAACACGCCUAAGGAAAAAUUACAGGAAAUAUUAGAACAAGUUCAAACACUGAAAAACCAAAAUAUGCCAGCCUCUAACUAUCCGACACCCCCAAGAUGA
Molecule: messenger RNA, 1308 nt
Organism: Plasmodium gonderi
Lineage: Eukaryota; Apicomplexa; Aconoidasida; Haemosporida; Plasmodiidae
Exons: 1
Coding region: 1-1308 (435 amino acids)
Source: RefSeq, a predicted model, not a curated record